This is a messenger RNA of Episyrphus balteatus (marmalade hoverfly), 5216 nucleotides long. It is a transcript of the gene Acf, whose product is annotated as bromodomain adjacent to zinc finger domain protein 1A. Bases 525 to 4934 code for a protein of 1469 amino acids. Gene Ontology annotation, biological process: chromatin remodeling. Gene Ontology annotation, molecular function: protein binding. NCBI's taxonomy places the organism in Eukaryota, Metazoa, Arthropoda, Insecta, Diptera, Syrphidae. The transcript is spliced from 6 exons. The record is from RefSeq and is a predicted model, not a curated record.
AAGUAGACAAACACUUUCGAAAAAUAGUUGGCGCGCGCGUGUGCUUCUCUUUGCAAAAAAAAUUUUCUUCUUCAAAAAGAAAGAAAAAAACACACAAAAAAUCCAUCAUCAAUUCUUCUUGUGUUGUGUUUAGUAGUGAGAAAAAAAAACUUUAUUUUUUACAACUUAUUUGUUAUUAAUUUUAUCCUUGACUCAAAAUAUUGAAGAAAAUCCAUCGAAAACUUAUCAAACAAGCGAAGAAUUACAAGAAUAAAAAAUUCCCUCCAAAAAAGUCACACCAAGAAAAAAAAAACGUUUUCUCUGUGAUUUCUGUGGAUCUGGAUUAUCUACUUGAUUGGCGCGCAUAGAAACGACCAAGACAAACGACAACGGCGACAAAUUUCAACAACGACGGAAAAGAAGAAAAAAAUUAUUGAGAAUUUAUUUUUGUGAUUCGACGAGACUUUUUGGUGACUCGGAUUGAUUCUUUUAUUUUUUGUUUGAAGGGAUUCGCCAAGAAAAAGAAUCUUCUUCCUCCUGUCAAAAUGCCAAUUUGCAAACGUGAAGGAUUCGAGAAUUUCUCGGAGAAUAAUAAUUCCAAAAAGAGGAACACAUUCCAUGACAAUGAGAAGGUUUUUUAUUGCGAGACUACCAAGCAAAUAUUUCGUGAUUAUGAGGAUUACUUUCGUCACGUGAUGGUCAUCAAUUCCACCAUUUGGCAAUGCGAAGUAACAAAACGCGAAAACCUCACAUACGCUGAAGCGCUAAAAAGUGAACGACGUGCCCUCAAAAAAAGAGAACAAUUCAAAGAUGCUCUACGACCUAUAGUAUUGUUGAUAGUAGAAAAAGCACAACAGUCUUCCAUGAAGACUUUAUGUCGUAUACUUUAUCCAUUUAUACGAGCUCGUUACUUCAUCAAUGAAGAAGUAGAAGCAACACACAAAAAUAACUCAACCUUUAACAAAUAUGUCGUAACUUCUAUCGCUCCUUCAUCACCUUCCAAAUCCCCGCCUGAUGGAUCAGUCUAUGAUCCCGCAAAAUUAACAUAUACUCUAAGAAAAAUCGAUGGUCAAAAUUCUGGCAAUGAAUUUAAAAUACCCCACGAACAAAUCCGUCGAUCAAAGACCUCAUUUAGUCAUGAGAAUUUAAGAAUGUACUUAGAUGAUAAUGUUGUACGAGUUGAAGGCAUACUUCGUCCAAAACCAGAAUCAUAUAAAAAAUACAUUACCGACAGAAAAGCAACAUUCACAAAAAUGUUUAUUGGUAAACUGCCACAUUUCGAACCUAGCAGACCGAAAAAUAUGGACAAAAAACAAUCAACAAUGUCAAAGUAUCUAACAAAGAAUGGCACUGCUGAACCACCUGCUAAAACUGAAGCAGUUAUCGCUGCCGAAGAAGCUGCUCGCGAAGAGCGGGCUCAAAAUCUUAUAAAAGAAAUGGAACGGGUGCGAAAGGAAAAGGAGGAAAAACAAGCAGAAUUGGAGCGUAAAAAAGCCGAACGUGCGGCAAAGAUCGAUGAAGAAGCUGUUGCUUUGGCCAAAAAAACCGAUGAUCUCGAUCGACCCGAUCAGAGAAUUAUGCCAAAAUAUCAAACAGUCAUUACAAAUAUCCCCGCCAAAUAUUUUGGCGAUGCUCUGUAUAUCAAUGAGUUUAUGAAUUCAUUUUCGGGAAUCCUCUGCGGCAACAAUGUUUUCCGAAAUAAAAUAACUUUCUACGAACUGAGUCGAGCAUUCACUGCUCGGGAAAUUGUAGGUCCUCUCAGCGACAUAAUCUUGAUCCUCAUGGGGACGAUUUUCGGUCUUCAGCAGGAGGAAGAAUCGGAAUGUGCUGUUGAUUAUGUCCGAGUGAAGCAUAACGAUCAAGAACCAUACAAAACCAGAGAUGAGGCUUCUGAAACCCACGAGUUUGUUAGUCGACAUUUCUCCUUCAAACUCAAUCAGUUGCCAUUGGAUGCGCACACAAUUAGCGAAGUGGUACGCCUGCAUUUCCUCGCAUCCGGAGCUAAUGUCAAUGAGAAAGCAGAACGUUAUCGUUUAAUGUACCGCAAUGGUUACUAUUCGUCAGAAGAUCCUGGUCUAGUGUUUCGAAUGCAACAGCCACAUGUUCUGCGAGCUUUGAAGAUGUACACAAUCUAUCAGUUGCCAAUGAUGGAAAUAUUUAGAAUUCUCAACACUCUGAUAGCGCAGAUUCUGAGUUAUUCCUCAACGAUUAAUCUCAUUGAAGAACGCAUGGAAGCGACUGCCAAGGCUAAAAUGGAACUUAAAGCUCUUGUAUCGGCUGAGAGACAACGUACUCUGGCCGUUGAAGCUGAACGUAAAAAGUUAGUUGCUGAAUACGCUGCACAGUGUUUGGAACAACCUACAGAAGUCAAACAGCUUGAGGAAAAGUUGAACAAAAAAGUUGCCGAAAUGUUGGCACUGAGUGCCCGAGAAAAGAAAAAGUUCGUUGAUCAAUUGACGAAACUUCGCAGCUCCUUGUUUGAUUAUAUGGUUUUCUUGGGAAGAGAUCGUGCCUAUCGAAAGUAUUAUGUCUUAGAGUCUAUUCCAGGAGUGUUUGUUGAACAUCCGGUAGAGUCUUUAGACGUGUGUUUGGAAAAUCCACCGAAAAAUGUUCCUCACUUUGUGGGUUGUCCAAAAGGCUUGAAAGAAAUUCGUGUCUAUUUGGCAAAGUUGUAUGCCGAAGAAGAUGGCAAAAAGAAACGAAAGUCUCUUGCUCCUGUUGGAGGUACUGCAACUGCAGCGGCCGCUGCUGCAGCAGCUCAAGAUAACAAGGAGAACAAAGAGAAUCAAGCUGUUGUUAAUGGUGAGGUUAAAUUGAAUGGCGAUGCUACUAAAAUGGAAGUCGAUGGAGAAGUUGAACCACAACCAGUUGUUGUUCCGCCAGAGCCUCCUACACAAUAUGAAUUGUUGAUGUGCACUGGGGACCCUAAAAAUUGCUACGUCCAUGAUCCCAAAAAUUCAGAACAUCAAAGAUGGGCAUAUUUUUACAAAGAAGAAGACAUUGAUGCUGUUAUUAAUAGUUUGAAUGUACUUGGUGAAAGAGAGAGUCAGUUAAAGGAGAACUUUGUCACCAUGAGGGAGUUGAUUGUGGAACACACUAAACACUGUCCCGUUGAUAUGUUGUCAAUGGAAAAAGAAGAAUCGUCACAGUUUUCACGUUUUAAGCUUCAAAUGAAAACUGAAACAAAGAGGAAAUAUAAUACUGCCAAUUUUGGAUUUCCAGAUGAUCAUGAUUUGAAUGAGGUGAUGUAUGCUAUGCUUGUUGAUCGUGUUCUUCAAUUAGAAAUCGAUAUAACAUCGGGAGACUUGGGAAAACUUAAAGUAAAAGAUCUUGAAAAAUGGCGCACAGAUGUACAAAAUAACACAUAUGACUCACAAGGAGAACUCAUCUGGGGUGGUGAGCAAAUUAAAAAACCUUACAAAGAUCCCGGAUUAGGUCUCGGUGAGACGUUAGAAAUUGACUCGGAAGAUAGUUCGGAUGAGGGUAUAUCACUUCAUGAUUCAACUUUACUACGUCAAUGUGUAAAGAAUCUGGCCUCAGCUCUGUUACAAAUCGAACAGGGUAUUGAGCAGAAAUUCAUGAAGGAGCCAUUCGGUGUAAAGAUCAUUAAAAACGACAAAACAAUGGAACCACUUUUAGAAAAAGGUCGCGAACGUCUCAAAGAAUGGGAAAUUUCGUUGAUGCAUUCUACAAGUUAUUCUCAAGUUUUCCUGCAUUUAAAUAUCCUCCAUGGAGCUAUUAACUGGCAGCGAUCGACAAAUAAAUCACUUUGUGCGAUAUGUCGCCGUGGAACAGAUCCUGAAAAGAUGUUACUUUGUGAUGAGUGUAAUGCUGGUACUCAUAUGUUCUGCAUGAAACCGAGAUUACGAAAAGUUCCUGAGGGUAAUUGGUAUUGUCAUCGAUGUGUGACUAAAUUAGGCUUUUCAAAUGAAAAACAAGAGCCCAAGAAGAAGAAACAGAAACGAGCCUUUUUGAUAGAUGAGGAAGAUAAUGCCAGUGUCGGGUCAUCACAAUCCAACAGUCGUAGACAGAGUAAGAGAAGACGUUCAACGGAAGAAGAAAUUGAGGAAGAAUUGUGCAACGAUGAUGAUGGUUUGGAAGACGAUGAUGAUGCUGCUGGUGAUGACCAAGUUGAAGAGAAUGGAGUUGAAGAGGAAGAUGAGGGCGAAGAAGAGCAACAGAAAAUGAAUGAAACACCAGGAGAUCCCUUGUCAACUACAAAUGAUAUAGAAGAAGAUUCUGAUAGCGGAGAUGAAGAAAUUUGUGCAGUAUGUUCAUAUAAUGGUGGAGAAAUUGCUUGCACUGGAUGCAAAUCAAUUUACCAUUUAGAUUGUGCAGAUUUAAGGCGAGCUCCCCGCGGUAGCUGGAAUUGCAAAACCUGCCGUAAUGAUCAGAGUAAAAAACGCAAGAGCAAACAAAACGAUGAUUCGACUGAUGAUGAAGAUUUUGACGAACCUUUAGCUAAACAAGUUCGUUCAUCAGCCAGCAGCAGUAGCAAGCGAUCAUCUGUACGUAGUUCAAUGCAUGACAGCUUUAAUGGUAGUAACGCUGAUGAUUCGAUUCGUUACAAUAACAACAACAACAAUCGUCGUCGACGUGCCGAAAAUCUUCCUCUAAAUAGCUCCUUGCUAUAUGAGCUUCUAAAUGAAAUUAUGAAAAAUGAAAACUCUUGGCCAUUCCUCAGACCUGUUAGUCAUUCUGAAGUUCCUGAUUAUCAUACAAUAAUAAAAGAACCCAUGGACUUUGCCAAAGUUAAAUCAAAGCUUAACAUGGGCAAGUACACAAUUAAUGAAGAGCUUUUAAAAGACAUUGAACUGGUGUUCAAAAAUUGUGACAUUUAUAAUCAGGAAGGAAAUGAAAUUUAUGAAGCCGGAAGUGCUUUGGAAAAAUUCGUCAUGCAGCGAUGCAAGGACCAAAAUCUACCUUUUCAACCAAGCGACAUGAAUCGAUUAUGAGCCAACGAAACCAGUGAUACGGAGUCGACUCCUCCUCCUACCACUGACAACCCCAACAAUUGCAGAAUGUUUUUUAUUUAGUCAGCAGUCUGUUCACAAGAAUCAUCGCAUUUGUCCUAAAGUCUGCGAAUUGGAUGUCCAAAAGAAGAAAAAAAAAAAAAGAAAACUAUCCAAAGCAUUUUAAUUUGAUUGAUUUCCUUAUGUUGUUGAUUAAAUUAUUAUAAUAUUCAACAUUCAUCAACAAAUAAUUGUCGAGCAAAACAAAAAAAAAAAAAAAGAGAA